Molecule: messenger RNA, 170 nt
Organism: Prunus armeniaca (apricot)
Lineage: Eukaryota; Viridiplantae; Streptophyta; Magnoliopsida; Rosales; Rosaceae
Source: the annotation of a GenBank genome assembly
AUGCAUUGUUUCCAAACCCGAGAAAAAAUUUCAAUCUCCCAAGAAAACUUUUCGUCUUUUUUCCUUGUCAGAGCACUGUCAGAGUAUCUCAUCGUCUUCCUCUCGUCUUCGUCGUCGCCUCUGAACUUAAACACCAAAAUCCGAGAGAAAGCUUUCAUUGCACGCAAAAG